AUGGAUUUUCACGGCGACAUUGAGAGAGUCAUCUUCACCGAGCAGCAAAUACGGGCGCGCGUCUCCGAACUCGGCUCCCAAAUAACCGGCGAUUUCAGAUCGCCGGCAUCUCCUCCGGUGAUUGUGGGCGUCGCCACCGGCGCGUUUCUGUUCCUGGCCGACCUUGUCCGUGAAAUUCGCCUGAACGUUGCCGUGGACUUGAUUCGGGUCGAGUCGUAUGGGUCGGGAACGGUCUCCAAUGGCCGACCCACGAUUUCGUCCACAUUGAAAGUCGAUAUUCGAGGACGUCACGUCGUUUUGGUUGAGGAUAUUGUAGAUACUGGGAGAACUUUGGCUCUUCUAAUUGAAUACUUGACAACUAAAGGUGCAUCAUCAGUAUCUGUCUGCACGCUUCUCGAUAAACCGGCAGGAAGGCAAGUCGAUUUUGAACUAGUCGGUGAAGGGAAGUACUACAGUGGCUUUGAGUGCCCGGAUGGUUUUGUGGUGGGUUAUGGGCUGGAUUAUGCUGAGGUGUACAGGAACUUGCCGUAUGUUGGCAUGUUGAAGCCCGAAAUGUACAUGUCAUAG
Messenger RNA from Striga hermonthica, 567 nucleotides. NCBI's taxonomy places the organism in Eukaryota, Viridiplantae, Streptophyta, Magnoliopsida, Lamiales, Orobanchaceae. The record is from the annotation of a GenBank genome assembly.